Molecule: messenger RNA, 985 nt
Organism: Oryza sativa Japonica Group (Japanese rice)
Lineage: Eukaryota; Viridiplantae; Streptophyta; Magnoliopsida; Poales; Poaceae
Source: RefSeq, a predicted model, not a curated record
UUUUUCUAAAAAAGAAAAGAAAAGAAAUUCUACUGCGGGCUGCCUGGGCCGAUUGGAAGCCCACUUCCCACGGGCUAGGCCUUUAAUUAUACAAACCCACGAAGGCCCCUUCGUCGCCGACUCUACUAGCCGGUGGUUACUUCUCGAAACCGCCGCUACAGAUGGCCGACGAAGGCGAGCUCCUCGCCGGCGGCGAGCCCGUCCGGCCGCCGCGGCUGGAGGACGCGGGGCUCGAGGACUGCGCCCUCCCGCCGGAGUCCAUCGCCGAGGCCUUCUCCCUCGCCGCCAUGGCCGUCUCGUCCCGCCUCGCCCAUUUCUCCCUCUCCGACGACGACGACGACGACGACGAGGACCUCCUCCUCCCGCCGCGUGGCGGCGGCGCCGGGGGAUGCGUGGAAGACUCGGGCCCGACGUGCGGGGACAUCCCGGAUGCCCUCGUCGGGGUGGGAGGCGACCGCGGGAGCGGCGCCGACGAGGUCGUGGUGGUCGGCGGCGGAGCCGGUGAGGGCGGAGACGAGGUGGUCGUCGGAGGGCGCGGGGACGAGGAGGAUAGGGUUGUGGUGGUCGGGGAGGAGCGGGGCGAGAAGCUUGGUUCUGACAAUGGCUGCGUCGAGGGGAUCCGGGAAGGAAUCGCUGAUUCGGAUCGCGGAGAAGGCAAUGGAGAAGAAGGGAAGGAGAAGGAGGAGGAGAAGGUGGAGGUGGUGGUGGCUGUGGAGAAGGCGAUCUUGGUGGAAGAUUUCGCGUGAGCUCGAUUGGUAACUCUACUACUACCUUCGAGCAUAGCUUGAGCAAAGAUGUGAGCUACCUUUUUUUUUUUUCUAUUUCAGUUUGUUUUGUUCAAGCAAAGAGUCUCUAAAUCCACUACGAGAUCGUUUUCUUGUACUUGUUGUUUUGUUAUUAUGUAAUGUGAUGCUUGGGUUUUAGAUCAGAUGAAGUUAUGUUUCUAUUAUGAUCUGUAGAUUACGAAUUGCUUAUUACGGAUGGA